Molecule: messenger RNA, 1556 nt
Organism: Anneissia japonica
Lineage: Eukaryota; Metazoa; Echinodermata; Crinoidea; Comatulida; Comatulidae
Product: ATP-dependent (S)-NAD(P)H-hydrate dehydratase-like
Exons: 9
Coding region: 91-1134 (347 amino acids)
Biological process (GO): metabolite repair
Molecular function (GO): ATP-dependent NAD(P)H-hydrate dehydratase activity
Source: RefSeq, a predicted model, not a curated record
GUUUAAAAGUUGUAUUUGUUGUCUCUCUCACAUGCAUCAUCCAGGGGCGCAAUCAAAUGUCAGACGAAACUCUGUGCUUGCAGAGCUGGAAUGACUUUAGUGCGUAGUAGUGUUAAGGCACUUGUUAAUAAUACACACGCAAUAAUGAAUAGAGUGAACUUCUCCACUGAGAAACUUGGUGAAAAGGGUUUAGCAAUUCUAGAGGAAUGCAACAAGAACUCUGUCAUCUUACAAGAAGCAGUCAAAUCAAUCAUUCCUCCACUAACUUACGAUAAACAUAAAGGACAAGAUGGCCGCUUAGCAACGAUUGGAGGAUGCCAAGAGUACACCGGAGCUCCAUAUUUCGCAGCCAUUUCAGCUCUUAAAAUUGGGUGUGAUCUAUCGCAUGUGUUCUGUACUAAGGAUGCUGCCCCUGUUAUCAAGUCCUACAGUCCAGAACUCAUAGUACAUCCAGUCUUAGAUAAAGAUGGAGGAGUUGAGGAGAUUAAUAACAACUGGUUACCUCGUAUGCAUUCACUAAUCAUUGGACCUGGACUGGGCAGGCACCCUAGGUUACUUGAAAAUACAGCUAUCGUUAUCAAAGAAGCAAAAGAGUUGAAUAUACCAUUAGUAAUAGAUGCUGAUGGAGUUUAUCUUCUAUCGCAAUCACCAGAGUUGAUACAUGGAUACACAAAGGCAAUACUUACUCCAAACAUUAUGGAAUUCAAACUUUUGUACAAAAAAGUUAUUGGUGAGGAGCCAGAUCUUGGAGCAGUAGUUGAUGGUACAAUGAGGCUAUGUCAAAAACUUGGCAAUGUCACCAUUGUCAACAAAGGGGCGUGUGACAUUAUUACCGAUGGUAAAAAAGUGUUGAUCAACUCAAUGGAAGGGAGCCCUCGGCGGUGUGGUGGUCAAGGAGAUUUGUUAUCAGGCAGCAUGGGGACAAUGACCUUUUGGGCACAUAAUUUCUACAAAAACAAAGAUUUAGAUGAUAAUGUAUACCAGUUCGGCGGGCCAACCAUGAUCGCGGCUUACGGAGCAUCACUGAUAACUCGUACAUGUGCCAAGUUAGCGUUCGCUAAAAGGCAUCGAAGCAUGACAACAACGGACAUGAUAGCAGAGAUAUUUGAUGCCUCCAAAAAUCUAUUUGAAUAAAUUGGUAUAAACAAAUUUGAUGAAUACAGUAUAUAUAGAAAUGAAUAUAUAAUUUUUCAGAUGAUUAUUUCUGGGUGCAGGGCUGCAGCAUUCUACUGCGUAUCUGUAUACUCCAUAGUGGAAACAAAUGUAUGGCAACUUACCCGAAACAGGUGGGUAGUUGGAUUUUGCUUGGGUGCUUUCCCUCCAAGUAUUAAUUGAUACCUGGUAGGAUGUUGUGGAAUUUUGUUUAAUAGUCUGGUCCAAAUAGGCAUAAUUCCCAGGGCAGGCGCGGAUCCAGUAGGGGGCACUAGGCUGGAGGGGAACCACAGUCAAUUGAUACUGUACAUGAAAAUAGGCCAUAACAAGCACACAGAUGUGUAAAUAUCUUAACAUGUACAUACAGUAUUUUGUACACUGAAUAAAAACAAUAUGGUACUAAA